CUCUCCCAACACCCAAUCCGACCAUGGCGCUCGCAUCCGGCACGCUCCUCGGCCGCCUCCCCGGCACGGCGCGCCUCCACCUCGCCGUCUCCUCCUCCUCGUCCGCCCCCGCCUCCUCGAUCCGCUUCGCCGCCCGCAGCGGCGGCGGCUUCCGUGCCGUCUCCCUCCGUGCCUCCGCCCCUCCAGCAGCGGCAGCAGCAGCAACGUCGGGCAGUGUUGCACCAGCUAUCUCAUUGACCGAGAAGGCCUUGAAGCAUCUGAAUAGAAUGAGAGAGGAAAAGAAUGAAGAUCUCUGUUUGAGGAUUGGUGUUAAACAAGGAGGAUGUUCUGGCAUGUCUUACACCAUGGAGUUUGAAAAUCGAGGAAGUGCCAAUCCUGACGAUUCGGUCAUAGAGUAUAAUGGUUUCACAAUAGUUUGCGACCCAAAGAGCCUUCUCUUCAUGUUUGGAAUGGAGCUGGACUACAGCGACGCUCUCAUCGGGGGCGGCUUCAACUUCCAGAACCCAAACGCGACGAAAACUUGCGGGUGUGGCAAAUCGUUUGCUACUGGAAAAGAAACACUGAGCACAGCAACAGCCUGCAACAACUAGACUAGAACUAUAGUGGCAAGAUGUGACAUCACCAUGCCGCAUACAUCUUUGGUUGCAGAAAAUGUUCUGAUGGACAAUACCACAUGUUCACAGAUAUACUCAAGGAUGUGUACCCAGAUUCCAGUGGGACUUGUAAGUUGUAACUGCUCAAUAGAAUUGUAAAGAUAGCUAUGAUUACUUCAAUAUUCUGGCUUUCAAGCA
This is a messenger RNA of Lolium rigidum, 791 nucleotides long. RefSeq lists its product as uncharacterized. Gene Ontology annotation, molecular function: iron-sulfur cluster binding; protein-macromolecule adaptor activity. NCBI's taxonomy places the organism in Eukaryota, Viridiplantae, Streptophyta, Magnoliopsida, Poales, Poaceae. The record is from RefSeq and is a predicted model, not a curated record. Bases 24 to 590 code for a protein of 188 amino acids. Gene Ontology annotation, biological process: iron-sulfur cluster assembly. Gene Ontology annotation, cellular component: chloroplast stroma. The transcript is spliced from 3 exons.